Messenger RNA from Drosophila innubila, 1804 nucleotides. Its product is annotated as dynein regulatory complex subunit 3. Gene Ontology annotation, molecular function: protein binding. Bases 48 to 1748 code for a protein of 566 amino acids. The transcript has a single exon. The record is from RefSeq and is a predicted model, not a curated record. NCBI's taxonomy places the organism in Eukaryota, Metazoa, Arthropoda, Insecta, Diptera, Drosophilidae.
CAAAUAUCUUAUCCAUUUCUAGAGCUUACAAUUUUUAACAAUUAACUAUGCAAGAUGCUGACGAUCAUAACAUUCCAUUGCUGGAUGAAAUUAUCUAUCCCGAUGUUGAGCCGGGAAUUAUUAAUCGUGCUUUAAUUGAAUCCUGUUACUUAGAAGAUGCACAUCGCGGCGAGGAACGUCGAUUACAUCAGUUGGAACCAAUUGUAUUGGAAAACAUAAAAUCCAUACGUAUUGAAAAUAAAAAUAUACUGCGAAUAGAUCACUUAUGGAUUUUACCCAAUCUGACAAAGCUCUGUUUAAAUUUCAACAAAAUUGAAGUUAUUGAGCAUUUGGAAAUGCUUACAGCACUCAAGGAACUAAAUUUAAGUUUUAAUUUAAUUGAAAAAAUUGAGAAUCUUGAUACGUUAGUAAAUUUGGAAAGCUUAUCCCUAUAUAGCAACAAAAUUACAAAAAUUGAAAAUUUGGAAUCAUUGGAAAAACUAGUUAUAUUAAGUAUAGGUAACAAUCUCAUCAUCAGUGUUGAAGGAAUUGAACGAUUUCGUUUUAUGAAGAAUUUAAAAGUAUUAAACUUGGAAGGUAAUCCAAUUGCCGAAAGCUCAGAAUUUUCGUUAUCAUUAUAUGUUAUUACCCUGCUGCCAAAUCUGAAUUAUUAUGAAUACAAUUUCAUUAAACAAGAGACAAGAGAAAAAGCAAACACCAUAUUCUUUCGAGAGUUACGAGAAAUUGAAAACUUUCAGGAAAAAGAAAUUCAAGCUCGUGAAACUCAGGAGCGUGAACUGGCAGAAGCUGAACGUUUAGCAUCCAGUUUUGUAGAUCAUUUGGAUGGAAGUCAAUUGUUUCAUUCAUUUUGGCGAGACGAUGCAGACGGUCGAGUUCUCAUGAUGGUGGGACAACAAGCCCAAGAAUUAGCCGAAGAAUAUGAAAAAGAUGUCUUUGAACUAACUCAGGAAAUUUAUAAAUUGGGCUUAAAACGAUUUGUGGAGAGAGAUGAAGAAAUUAAAGAUUUUAUGAAUAAUUUACUGGAUGGUCAGAAGGAUCUGCAAACUUCGGGGCAAAAGGAAAUCGAAGAGUUUAUAGUGUAUAAAGAUAAAAUUUUUGAUGAAGCUCGAGUAACAUUACGCAUGUUAGAGCAGAAUGUAAUGCAUGGCGAUGAUGAAGAUUCACUGGAAAAUCUAAAGCUGUCUGACAUUAUGGACAAACUGAAUGUUCACUUUGAAGAUGCAUUGAAUGAUAUGUGGCUGGUUCUUAUGUCUCAGGAAUUGCAUUUGCAUGAAACUAUUGAGGAGUCUACAACAAAUUUUCAUCGUAAAAUUUCCGAUAUGAUGUCAAAGUUUCUGGAACAAUCGCAGGCAUUUUUUGUUCAACUACGUGAAAUAUCUGUGCAUUUCUCCGAAAAUAUGACGGAAAUCGUAACUCGUUUCAUUUCAACUAAGCUGGCGAUGCAGGACUUUGAAGAUGUUCCACCUGAAUUGCGAGCUUGUAUGGAUGAUCGAGAUGCUGUAUUAAGUCUUAUAGCUGGGAUGAAAGAUGCUCACACCUUUCGAAUUGAUGAACGCGAAGAUCGCAUGACAACACGAAGUAAGGAAUUUAUUGAUAACAUGAUCAGCAAACUAAGCAAUGAAGAAGUCAAACGACACCGCGCAAAAUUAUUGGAAAUAAACUCUUUCAUUGAAAUGAUGACGGAAGAUAUGGCUUCUUUACCUCAUGAUAUACGAGAAGAAUUAAUUGCUGAGGAGUAUGGUGUUUAAUAUUUCUUUAAUUGUAUUUUAAAUUCGCGGUAAAAUAAAACAAGAAAUAAAAUGUA